Messenger RNA from Lactuca saligna, 1071 nucleotides. The record is from the annotation of a GenBank genome assembly. NCBI's taxonomy places the organism in Eukaryota, Viridiplantae, Streptophyta, Magnoliopsida, Asterales, Asteraceae.
AUGGAAGGCGAGCAUUCUAAAAGGCAUAGACACACCAAGUCGUCGGCCCGCCGUCGUUGGUCUCCCACACCACCACCUAGGUCCCCGUCACCUCCACCCAAUCCGAUAUAUGGAUGUAUGGUUUGUUCCGGGCCAAUUCGAGUUGCCAAACCUGAGGCCUUUCUCCAACGCACUCAUACCAUUAAUAAAUUUGCACAUGUGCCAUCUCUCCAUGAGUUGCACAUCUAUAAUCAAGUCCACACAUUGUUCUGGAACAUUAGAUGGCAAGGGUUGUUGCAGUUGCCCCCCCUAGAAAACACCUUUGGCCCCAAUGAACUACUCUCAGGAUACAGUGAUCUUACGUGGUGGAUUGACCUUACGCAUCAACAUCCCGAUGUCUCAAGUUCUGCUAAAGCCUCAUCUCUCAUCCACCCUGUGAUGAAAGUGGCUCAUAGGAUUAUUGCUUCACUUUUCGUCCCUAGAGAAGAAAGAAGCACCAUUAGCGCUCUUGAGCUCAAAAUACUCUAUGCGAUGGCCCACCCGAACAAUGACCUUGUUCCUAACUAUGGCUCAUUCCUUUGCAACAAGCUCACCCUCCUCAACACAUCACGACCCGAAAAAAUUUAUUGUGGUGGAAUUACUGCGGGCCAAAACCACGACCCAAGGUUCCUCAUCACUCCCGAAAAUCGGAACAUCCUUGCCAUCAGGCAGCCUACUAACUUUACCGACUGGAAAAUCACGACUUAUCUUUUCCCCGUCUCCUUCUCCGAGGAGGAAGAUGAGGAAGGUGAAGAAAGCGACGAGGCUGAUGAGAGUGGCGGGGCGGCACCACAAAAUUCUCUGCCCAUGGGUGGAGCUAGCUCAUCCCAUCAUGUUGAGCACCCAUCAUAUCAUCAACAAUAUAUGGAUCAAUUCCAAUCGAUCCAUACCCGAAUUGAUACUUACCAUCAAGAUCUCGCGAACCUAACCCAAAGUUUUUCCUCCUUCACCACUCAAUAUGAUCGGGAUCAAAAGUGUCAACGCAAUCAUGAGGAGGACUUUUGGGCUUGGACUCGAAAUUCCGAUUAUUAUCCUCAUCCUCCUCCGCAAUAG